This is a messenger RNA of Brassica oleracea var. oleracea, 1041 nucleotides long. RefSeq lists its product as uncharacterized. The transcript has 4 exons. Lineage: Eukaryota; Viridiplantae; Streptophyta; Magnoliopsida; Brassicales; Brassicaceae. The record is from RefSeq and is a predicted model, not a curated record. Bases 268 to 756 code for a protein of 162 amino acids.
AUAAAAGACCGAGAAGAAGAGGACAGAGAACCAGUGAGAGAAGAGAGACCUUAACCACACACAAAACUCUCUCUCAAUCCGCCAUUAAAACACCAAAAAAAGCUUUUGCUUCGAUUCAAUCCCAAGUCAGUAAAAAUAGGGUUACCAGAAGAACCCCACCGUAAUUCCACAGAGGAACUGCACAGUUCGCGUUCCUGCUGCGGCUUGAGGAGGAAGAAGAGCAGUAACGGUAACAGAGACCACCACAAGGAGGAAGAGAAACCGAAGAUGCAGCCAACAGAGCCUGCUCAGCCUCAGAGCCAGCAGAUGAAGAGCUUGAGCUUUAGCAGUCAGAUGUCUAGAGAAGACGAGGAGAUGGCUCGCUCUGCUCUCUCUGCUUUUAGGGCUAAAGAGGAUGAGAUUGAGAAGAGGAAAAUGGAGGUUCGUGAACGGGUCAAGGCUCAGCUGGGUCGGGUUGAGGAGGAGACCCGACGUCUCGCUAACAUCCGCGAGGAGCUUGAGACUAUGGCAGAUCCCAUGAGGAAAGAAGUUUCUUUGGUGCGAAAGAAGAUUGAUAGCGUCAACAAAGAACUCAAACCAUUAGGCGCAACAGUUCAAAAGAAGGAAAGGGAAUACAAAGAAGCAUUGGAUACAUUCAACGAGAAGAACCGUGAGAAAGUUCAGCUGAUCACCAAGCUAAUGGAGUUGGUUGGAGAAAGCGAGAAGCUGAGGUUGAAGAAGCUUGAAGAGCUUAGCAAGAGCAUAGAAACCGAGUGAAGACUGUGUCACAGAGAAGAAAGACAUGCCAAUGAAGAACUAAUCUUAGGGUUCUGAUGUAUCUAUUUAUUUAUUUUUCAUGAAGUUCGUGUGUUUUUUUUUAGUUUGUGGGUGUUUUAUGUUAUUUUUUCUAAAUGGAUUUGAUUUGUAGAAGUAUGAUGGGGUGUUUUAUGUUUUUGAUUAACCAAAUUAGGGAAGGUUAAUGGGAUAAUGCUUAGGUACUGAAUGCUAAAGGGUUUGUAAGUUUGAAUUAUCUUUUUCUUGCUUUUUAAAUGUUUUUAUUUA